AUGCGUAAGUUCUUCCAGGAGAUCAAGGCCGACCUCAAGUUCAAGACCGCGGGGCCUGGCCAGAAGCUCUCGGAGCCGUCCCGGGUCCCCAAGGAGAAGCCGAAAGCCGAAGCAGCGCCGAAGCCCCGCCAGGGACCGACGGAUGAGGCGCAGAUGGCAGCGGCCGCGGCGCUGGCCAGGAUGGAGCUGAAGACCAAGGCCAAGCUGCCCCCGUCCCAGGAGGCCAUCAAGAACCAGGUGAGAAAAGAGCUGAUGGCUGAGGCAGCUGCAAGCGAGAGAGGGCUUCCCACGGAGGAGAAGGAUCUGAGCUGUCCACCCACGGAAGGGGCAGCUGCCCCCUCAGUUUCAGGGGUUUAUUUUGUUUGCCCCUUGACUGGUGCAGUUGUAAGGAAAGAUGAGAAGGAAAAACACCUCCGAGAAGCCAUCCAGUCGUACUUCUCUGUUGACCCAGUGGCUGCCUCCAUCAUGGAGAUCCACACCUUCAACAGGGACCGGGAGAAAGUACGAAUGGGAGUGGAGACCAUGGCCAAGUACCUGGACAACAUCUACCUCCAUCCAGAGGAGGAGAAGUACAGGAAAAUCAAACUGCAGAACAAAGUGUUUCAGGAAAGGAUAAGCUGCCUGGAAGGGACACACAGAUUUUUCAAGGCUGUUGGCUUUGAGACCAAAACGCUGCCUGUGCCAGAGCAAGAGACCACAGAGGAGUACUACGUGCUGAAGGAAGAGAUGCUGAGCAGGUUGGAAGACCUGAAGGACUACAGAGAGCAGCUUGUGAGCUCGGAGCCUGUGCGGGCCCAGCUGGAUCGCCAGCUCUGCCUCUUCAAACCCUCCCCUGCCGCCGCUCGCUUCGAGCUGCCCAACGACUUCUACAACCUCACCGCAGAGGAGAUCAAACGAGAGCAGCGGCUCCGGACAGAAGCAGUGGAAAAGGCUUCAAUGCUAAGGACGAGAGCCAUGAGAGAGAAGGAAGAACAAAGGGAGAUGAGGAAGUACAACUACACCCUGCUGCGAGUGCGCUUCCCUGAUGGAUACAUCCUCCAAGGGACUUUUUAUGCACGAGAAUCAUUGUCUGCACUCUACAGCUUUGUGAGAGAAGCACUCAGGAAUGAUUGGCUGCCCUUUGAGCUGCUGGGACCUGGAGGGCUCAAGCUGACUGAUGAGAGCUUGGCCUUCAAUGAAUGCGGGCUGGUGCCCUCAGCCCUCUUGACCCUUGCCUGGGACACAGCAGUCAUGGAGGACAUCCAGGCAGCAGAAGAGGAGCAGCCAGCAAGCUGCCUGAAACCAGAACUGCUCUCCAGAGUCCAGACACUGUCAUGAAAUAAAGGGGAGCAGAUUCAGUGCUGGUGGUUUUAGACUGUUCCCUCCUUGUCCCCCAGCUGGACUCCUGGGGCUUCCAGCUACAUGACCUCAGCAGUGGCUCUGGUUUAGCUCUAGAGGGGCAGGCUAGGCCCUGCCCUGUCACAGCAGCCCUGCAGUCACCUCCACAACUCCAGUAGCUGUACACAGAGUCUUGCCCAGUAGGACACUGAGAGGACUGCUCUGAGGGGCUUUAAAAGCCAAAUUCCAGCAGUGAUUGCUGGAGGGGGUUGCAGGAGCAGGGUGAGGCACAACUCUGCUCCCUCAGAAGGGGCACUGGGUACCAAUUCUAGGCUGGGUUAAGGAUGGACUGAGCCUGGGUGUGGGGCUGGGCUUAGGACUCAGCUUUUCCUUUUGCUUCUGUGUGCACUGUACCUCCUAGGGGAGAGAAUUUGUUUAGAUCAAGUUACCCUGAGGCUGAUUAAA
Indicator indicator is the source of this 1782-nucleotide messenger RNA. RefSeq names its product UBX domain protein 6 (gene UBXN6). Bases 1 to 1317 code for a protein of 438 amino acids. Lineage: Eukaryota; Metazoa; Chordata; Aves; Piciformes; Indicatoridae. The record is from RefSeq and is a predicted model, not a curated record. Gene Ontology annotation, cellular component: cytoplasm. The transcript has 11 exons. Gene Ontology annotation, molecular function: protein binding.